AUGAUGGCCCUGAGCGCCCAGCCGCCGUCUUUGCUGCAGCAGGACAUUGCUGCUAUGCUUUCUAUGCCAGCAGCAGCCCUCCCAGCAGCAGCAGCAGCAGCAGCAGCAGCAGCAAAUGUGCAGCCGCCGACGGCAGCAAAGGCAGCUGCAAACGCGGCCCCUGCAGCGCCGCCCGCAGCAGAGCCAGCUGCAGCAGCAGCAGCAGCAGCAGCAGCAGCAGCAGCUGGCGGGGAGGCGGGGGACAGCAGCAGCUUUUCUCGCCGCUGCUCAGAUAUAGUUCAGAGCAUUUGUGGGGGGUUGCUGGCAGCAAGCAGCACCCAGAGCAGCGCCUUAAUGCCAUUUCAGAAGCACGUGGUUGCUGCUGCUGCUGCUGCUGCUGCUGCAGAGAUGCAGCGCGGUCGCGCGGGCGGCGCAGAGCAGCAGCAGCAGCAGCAGCAGCAGCAGCAGGCAGCUGGGGGUUUGUCUUUGCCUCCAGAGCUGUCUGUUUACAUGCGGCAGGCAGUUGGGCUGGUUGCAGCAGCAGCAGCAGUGUCCCAGUCGUCACUUGCUGCUGCGUUCCCCGCGCUGCAGCAGCAGGCGCUGCAGCAGCAGCAGCAGGCGCCGCAGCAGCAGCAGCAGCAGCAGCAGGACCCUGCUGGGGGCAGGCUGUGGGACAAGCUGAUGGGCUCUUGCGAGGCGACGCUGGCUGCAUGCAAGACUUCGAUUUCAGCAGAGCAGCAGCAGCAGCAGCAGCAACUCCCAGCAGCAGCAGCAGCAGCAGCAGCAGCAGCGGAAGAGGAGCUGGGGACACAGGCACUGCUGCGCGUGGAAGGUUUGUCUUCCAUUGUGACUUCUCUGGUCUACACGAACUUCCUUACGCUGCUGCAGCUAACAGCUUUAUCGCAGCAGCAGCAGCAGCAGCAGCAGCAGCAGCAGCAGCGGGACAGCAGCAGCUGCAGCAGCGUGAGUGUAGUCCCUUCACCUCCUGCAACUCCGACGGCCACAACAGUCAGCAGCGACUCGCCCAUACAUCAGCUGCUGCUGCCGCCGCACCAGCAGCAGCAGCAGCAGCAGCAGCAGCAGCAGAAGGCUGCAGAUUCGCAGCUGCUGUUGGCUCUCCCUCGUUGUGCUGCUGCUGAAGGUGCAGCAGUGCAGCAGCAGCAGCAGCAGCAGCAGCUGAAGCAAGAACCGUCGCUGCUGGUGCACGAGAUGCAGCAGCAGCAGCAGCAGCAGCAGCAAAUGUGGGACCUGCAUGAGGCGUUCCAGAAAUUUGUUGGGACGUUUGCAGGUUCAUUGCAGCAGCAGCAGCAGCAGCAGCAGCAGCAGCACGCGAGAAGCAGCAGCAUAUUGGCGCCUUCAGCCCCGCCGCAUUUCGACCAGCAGCAGCAGCAGCAGCAGCAGCAGUUGGACCUGCUGCUCAGCAGCACUGUUGGGGGUUUACAGCUGGGCACAGCUGCAGCAGCAGCAGCUCCUGCUGCUGCUGCUGGUAGUUCAGCAGCACAGCGGCAGCAGCAGCUGCUGCUGCCGGCAUCACCAGCCCCCAGUUUGCUGCCAGAGGCCAACUCUCUGCUGCAGCAGCAGCAGCAGCAGCAGCUGCCGGCGACGGCGACGGCGAGCGGCACACAGCAGCAGCAGCUGCUGCUGCUGCUGCAGCAGCUGCAGCAGCAGCAGCACGCCAAACAAGACCCUGGGGUAGGCGGGGGUCUUCCGCGGCAGUGCAGCAGCUUAGUUGAUGCUGCUGCUUUUCUGCAGCUGCAGCAGCAGCAGCCCCUGCCUUCCAUCAGUGAAGUGAAUAGAUUCCUGCUGCACAGCAGCAGCAGCUGA
Molecule: messenger RNA, 1803 nt
Organism: Eimeria necatrix
Lineage: Eukaryota; Apicomplexa; Conoidasida; Eucoccidiorida; Eimeriidae
Exons: 1
Coding region: 1-1803 (600 amino acids)
Source: RefSeq, a predicted model, not a curated record